Penaeus vannamei (Pacific white shrimp) is the source of this 1051-nucleotide messenger RNA. NCBI's taxonomy places the organism in Eukaryota, Metazoa, Arthropoda, Malacostraca, Decapoda, Penaeidae. The record is from RefSeq and is a predicted model, not a curated record.
AUGAACGAAGACGUCAAAGUGAAGGUGGUGGACAACAAGGAGGUGGUGGUGGAAGGUCGUGCGGAGAAGAAUGACGGAACCGUAAGGUCAAGCAAGAGCUUCUGUCGACGCUUCACUCUUCCUGGCGCAGUGGACAUGAAUUCUGUCACCUCAGCCAUGUCCUCCGACGGUGUCCUCACCAUCACUGCGCCCAAGAGAACUCAAGCAGCGCAAGCAGCAAGGCCUUCACGACCAGCAGUUCCUUCCACACAGUCAAAACGUCUUCGUCCCACAACAGUGCAAUUGCCAGUGAAAGCAAAACAGCCACGAACAGUGAUCAGCCAGACACGCAUCUCCUCCUUGAAAACCAGGCUGACCGAGAGGUUAUGCUGCCCAUCACCUCACGGGGUCAUUUCCACCACGACUCUUUCUUCGAGAAUCUCCGCCAGCAGUUCGACACAGCCGUGCGAGACAUGCUGGAUCUGUGGGAUUCACGCAUCCUUCGAGGACGACCUUCUCUCCUACAGACGAAUGCGAGAUCUCAACCUCACGGAAGAGACUCAGGCUCUCUCCGUCAGCCAAGACAACACGUCGCAUCAGGUCGUGAUUGACGUGCGCGACUUCAUGGACGGCGACAUCAAGGUGAAGGUGGUGGACGACAGCGAACUGGUGAUCGAAGGCAGCGUCGAGAAGCGACAAGAUGGCGCCAUCUCGAAGAAGACUUUCUGUCGACGCUUCUCAUUCCCAGGUCUCUUGAGCGAAGACGCUGUGUCCUCGUCCAUGUCGGCAGAUGGAGUUCUUACUGUCACUGUUCCAAAGAAGAAUUCCUUGACAAACAACAAGGAGGGCCAAACUAUCAAAAUCACUGCCUCGCACAAAAAAGUCUGCAGAUGCUACAAAGACUCACACGAACAUCACCAACAACGUCGAAACGAAACAAGUUAGUGUCGAAGGAAAAACAUCAAGAUCGUCUGGAGUGAAAGUGCAAGAGGAUCAGACUCAGUCGACGGAGUCUCAGAACACGCAGGACUCGAGCGACUCGACGCAGGCCAACCCACUUGCUUCGUUCCAC